AUGGAAGCAGCACCUGGUUCUUCCGCCGCUCUUCGCGGCCAGCUAGCAGACAUGGGAUUUAGGGAAGCGGAAAGCAUAGUGGGAAGUAGGUCGGGCACGGGGGGCGAAGGGCGGGAUCAGCAGUCAGCGAUGGUACUGGCGGCGGUGGCGGAGUCGAUAGAGAUGCUGCGCACGGCGGGCAGCGAUGCGGACGAGAAGGAGCGCGUCGCUAUGCAGCUCAGCCAGCUGGCGGAGACCAGCGUGGAUGCGCGCGCGGCCAUCGGCUACCACGCGCAGGCCAUUCCGCUGCUCGUGGGACUCGUGCGCUCGGGUACGUUGCCUGCGCGCACGCAUGCGGCGGCAACUUUGGGGGCGAUCUGCGACGAGCAGGAGCUGCGCGUGAAGGUGCUGCUGGGGGGUUGCAUUCCGCCCAUGCUGGCGCUGCUGCGCAACGGCCCCAAGGACUCGCAGAUGGUGGCGGCGGAGGCGCUCUUCGCCAUGUCCAAGGCGGGCUCCGGGCGCGAUGCCGUGGGGUCGCGCAUCUUCGCGUCGGAGGGCGUGGUGCCGGCGCUGCUGCAGCAGCUGCAGAAGCACGCGGGCAUCCACCCGGACGUGCUGGGGCUCGUCACGGGCGCCAUGCGCAACCUGUGCUACGCCGUGCCGGGAUUCUGGCGCACGGUGGAGGCGGCGGGCGGCGUGGAGAUCUUCACGAGCAUGCUCUCCAUGGGGCGCCCCGCCACGCAGGAGAACGCCGCCGCGCUGCUCACCAGCUUCCUCACCAGCCCCUACCUCGCGCACCCCAAUGCGGCCGCCGCCGCCGCGCAGCAGCAAGCCAAGGGCAAGACUCCAGCGGCAACAGUGGCGGCAGCAGCGGCGGCAGCGGCGGCGGCAGCCAUGGAGGGCGGAGAAGGGCUGGAGGAGGCGGCGAAGGCGGCGGCGAGAGUGGUGGAGGCUGGAGCCAUUCCGCCGCUCCUCGCGCUGCUGCAGCCGGGUAGGGAAGUGGCGGUCAGGACAGAGGCGGCUGGGGCGCUGCGCGCAAUCUCAGCAGUACAUGUGGCGGCUCGGGAGAAGAUUGCGGCGGCUGGGGGAGUGGGCAUGCUGAUCCGCGCGACGAUGGCGCCGUCGGCGGAGAUGAUGCAGACGGGGUACGCGCAGGUGCUGCAGGAGAACGCCAUGGGCGCGCUCGCCAACAUCGCGGGGCGGCAAGGCGGAGGUCGUCGCGUCGCUGGCGGCGGCCACUGUGUGGCGCGCGGGCUGAGCAACGCGGAGGGCAAGCGCAUGCUGGUGGGGCUCGUGACGCUGUCGCCCACCGACGCGCAGGCGGAGCUGGUGGAGGCGCUGUUCAACGUGUGCGUGCAGGGCGCCCGCUGUGGAGCGCGCUGCACGGGCGCGAGGGCGUGCUGCAGCUGGAUGGGGGCUGCUGGGGCUGUCGACGGAGGACCAGCAGGAGUGCGCGUGCGCGCUGCUCGCCAUCCUCUCGCACGAGGAGGACGAGAGCAAGUGGGCCAUCACACCGCCGCGGGGGGCAUUCCCCCGCUCGUCUCGCUGCUGGUGACAGGCACCGCCAAGGCCAAGGAGGACGCUGCGGAGUUGCUGGGUAACCUGUGUUCCUACAACGAGGAUAUUCGCGCGUGCGUGGAGACGGCGGACGCGGCCCCCGCGCUGCUGGCAAUCUGCUGGGCAGCGGGUCGGAGAGGGGUCAGGCGGCGGCAGCGCGCGCUCGAUCAUGCGCCUGGUAUCGGGGCGGCAGCAGCGGCGCGAGCAGCGCGAUCGGCAGCUGACGGGGCAUUCAUGGUGGCGGAGGUGCCGGAGUCCAAGGGUUGCACGUGCUGCGCGUGCUGGGCCAGCUGCUCGCCGACUCGCCCGACGGCCGCCCACGACGGCACCGCGGCAAACGAGGCGCUUCAGACGCUCGUCGCGCUCGUCGAGUCGGAGCGCGAGGAGACGCAGGAGAGCGCGGCGGCGGUUCUGGCGAAUCUGUUUGCGGGCGCGGGAGGAUUUGCGCGAGGGGCCGGUGGCGGCGGAGGCGAUUCCCCCCCUGGUGCGGCUGGUGGAGCGACGGCGGCGAGCCCGUGGCCAGAGCAGCAGCGCGCAGCCGUUGGCGGCGCUGUUCUGCUCCAUCGACAGCAACGAGGAGGCGGCGCACGCGGCGAGGGCGAGCAUCUUCCCGCUGGUGAAGCUGGCGCGCGCGCGCGAGGAUGGCGGUGGCGGAGGUGGCGACGACGGCGCUGGCGAACCUGCUGGCGAACCCCGAGCUGGCGCUCAUAUGCGCCCGCGGACGAGGUCGUGCUGCCGCUCAUCGCGCCUUGCUGGCGCGAGGGCACGCCGCACGGCAAGGAGCACGCGGCGGGCGCGCUGGCGCACACUGCUGCACUCGCGCGCGCUGGACGAGGAGCUGGCGGAGAGCAUCCGCCAGUGCAGCAACCGUGCUCGCGCUCGUCGCGCUGCUCGCCGUCGGCGCCAGCGAAGGACGCGUCCCAUGGCGGCGCUCGAGGCGCUGGCGGCGCUGGCGCGCGCCAAGGCGCACAACUAGGGGCGGGGCAGGCGCCGCUGGCGGGUGCUGUCGGAGGUGCCGUACUCGAUGGGUCCGCUGGUGGCGGUGCUGGCGGGGGGCACGGCGGGCAUGCAGGAGAAGGCGGUGGAGCGCAGCAGCAGUCGCGCGAGCAGCAGCAGGCGGAGGAGGGCGACGGGGAGGCAUCGGCGGAGGCGCUGGUGAGCAGCGUGGCGUUGUGGCUGCUCGCCGUCAUGGCGUCGCACGACCACCCCACGCGCGCGCGCUCGUCGCCGCCGCGGGCGCCGUCGACGUGCUGGUGGACCGCCUCUCCGCGCUGUCGGCGGACGGGGAGGAGGCGGACGACCUGGGGAUGGAUGGGGACGGGCGCGGAAGGGGGAGACAGCGGGGGGGCGUGGGUGUGCGCGUUGCUGCUGGCGGUGCUGUUCUGCAAUCGCGACGUCGUGCGCUCGCCCGUCGCGCUCGAGGGCCAUUCCGCCGCUCGCUUCGCUGCUCACCUCGCCCGACCCCGUCGCAGCGCUACUUUGCAUCGCAGGGCCGUCGCGUCGCUCGUGGCGAGCGGCAGUCGCGGCACGCUGCUCGCCAUCGCCAACAGCGGCGCCAUCCCGCUGCUGCUCGCGCUGCUGGGCCGCGCAGAGGCGGACGUGGCGCACCUGCGCGCGCUGGCGGACGACUUCGAGCUGGCGGGCAGCCCGGAGCAGGUGGCGCUGGAGAAGCUCUUCCGCUGCGACGACAUCCGCGCGGGCCGCCACGGCAGCGUGGUGGUGCCGCAGCUGAUCGCGCUGCUCACGCCCAAACGCCGACCAGCCCAGCGCGCCCGCCGUCGCCAUCGGCCUGCUCACGCAGCUCGCGGCCGGCAGCAGCGCGAACCGCGUCGCCAUGGCGGACUAACCGCAUCCUCGAGGCGCUCACCACGUACCUCACGCUCGCCCGCAGGAGGCGAUGGAGGCGGCGGCGGUGGAGCUGCUGCGGGUGCUCUUCCAGGCGGACGACCUGCGCGUGCACGCCGCCGCGCCCGCCGCCAUGGACCAGCUCGUCGCCGUGCUCCGCGUGGGCUCCCGCGCCGCGCGCCUGCCGGCAGCAUCGGCGCUGGAGGGCGCUGUUCGCCGUCGACGCGCACCGCGCCAGCGACGCGGCGCUGCACGCGCUGCACCCGCUCGUCGACAUGCUGGGACAGCGGGGCGGGCGCGGAGGCUGCUGGCGGGGCUGCUGGAGGCGGCACUGUGGAGGCGGAGCAGCGGGCGGCAGCGGCGGCGCUGUGCCAGCUGGCGCAGGGCAACGUGGGGCGCGUGCUGCAGGCGUGCGAGGAGGGCGGCAUCCCCCUCAUGGCAACCAUCCAGCGCCUGCUUGAGGCGCCCGACAAUCAGCCAGCUGGCGGAAGCGGCGGGUACGACAAGGCGGCGGCGGAGGUGAAGGCGACGGCGGUGGAGCUGCUGCAGACGCUCUUCUCCUUCCCUCGCGCUCGCUCGGGCCCCGUGGCCGCCGCGCUGAUCCCGCCGCUGGUGGUGCUGCUGCUGCAACCCGUCGCCGUCGCUGCAGUACAGUGCGGCGGGCGCCGUGGACGCGGUGAUGGACGACGAGCAGCAGGCCAACGUGGUGGCCUCAUGCAGCGCCGUGGCGCCGCUCGUGAGCCUGCUGGAGGGCGAGCGGCACGGGCUGCACGCGGCGGCCAGACAAGUGCGCUGCAGGCGCUGGUGAACGUGCUGGAGAAGCCCGGCCGCCUGGAGGCGCUCGACCUGCCGCCCAGCGACGCCAUGGAGCCGCUCGUGCCGCUGCUGUCUCGGGCCGUCGCUGGUGGUGGCGCAGCUGGCGGCGGGGCUGCUGGCGCACGUGCUCACGCUGGAGGCCUUCCACAGUCGUCGCGCUCAUCCGCGCUGCUGGCGCUGGAGCGCGAGGACCCGGCGCGGGGGGACGAGAUGGCGCGCAUGGGCGUGGUGGGACGCGCUGCUGGAGCUGCUGCGCUGCCACCAGGCUGCUUGGCGGCGCUGGCGCUGGGCGACCUCUUCCAGGAGACGAGCGUGGCGCUCAAGACGGUGGACCUCACGGGCGCGUGCCGCGCACUCGUGGCGCUCAUGGCGGAGCGCGCGAGUGAGGACCUGGUGAUGGUGGCGCUGUGCGGGCUGCAGAACCUGGUGGCAUCGUCGCGCGCCAACAAGCGCGCCGUGGCGGACUGCGGGCGGGUUCAGCGUGCUGGUGGAGCUGCUGACAGGCGGGUCGGGCGGAGGGGCUGCUCGCCACCUUCUCACCGCCUGCGCUUCAGCGAGUGCGCCACGGCCGCCAUCCCCGUGCUGGUGGGCGCCAUGAAGGUGGGCAGCGAGGUGGCGCAGGAGACGGCACUGAAACGUGCUGUGGCUGCUGCGGCAGGGAAGGCGGAGACGCUGCUGUCCGGGCUGCCGGGCAGCCUGUCGGUGUGUGUGAAGCGCGGCUCCAACCUCAAGGCGUCCAUGGGCGCCACCAACGCCUACUGCAAGCUCACGCUCGCCGACACCCCCGCCAAGGUCACCAAGGUGGUGAGCGGCACGUGUGACCCCGAGUGGAAGCAGACCUUCACAUGGCCGCUGGACGCCCCUCCACGCGGGCAGAACCUCCACAUCUCGUGCAAGAACAAGGGCACCAUCGGCACCGAGCUCACUGGGCAAGGCGACGAUACAGAUAGACCGGGUGGUGGCGCUGGGGAUGGGUGUCCGGGACAUACGUGCUGCAGCCAGAGGGCAACCGAGACGGCACGCAGCGCACCAUCGAUGUCGACUUCAUCUGGUCCAACCGCUGAUGCCCCUCACGCCCCUCCCUCCACCCACCCCACCGCUGAUGCUGCUGCCACUUACCCACCCUGUAUGUGUAGAGAAAGGGAGAGGCUGACCUGCACGGUGGAGAAGGCGAGUAGAGGGGAGGCCACAGUGCCCCCAGCACGCGGCCGUCGGCGCCCACAGAGGGUGGCAGUGAGCCCUCCCAUGCGGCUGGAGGCGUCGGUGGGGAUCGUCCGGCAACGCACCCAUGUGGUGUGCUGCUAUGACCACCCCAUGUGGUGUGGCUGCUAUGACCCACGCCCAUGUCGGUGUGCUGCUAUGACCCACCCCAUGUCGUGUGCUGCUAUGACCCACCCCAUGUCGUGUGCUGCUAUGACCCACCCCAUGUCGUGUGCUGCUAUGACCCACCCCAUGUCGUGUGCUGCUAUGACCCACCCCAUGUCGUGUGCUGCUAUGACCCACCCCAUGUCGUGUGCUGCUAUGACCCACCCCAUGGUCGUGUGCUGCUAUGACCCACCCAUGCGUGCUUGCUAUGACCCACCCCAUGUCGUGUGCUGCUAUGACCCACCCCAUGUCGUGUGCUGCUAUGACCCACCCAUGUCGUGUGCUGCUAUGACCCACCCCAUGUCGUGUGCUGCUAUGACCCACCCCAUGUCGUGUGCUGCUAUGACCCACCCCAUGUCGUGUGCUGCUAUGACCCACCCCAUAUCGUGUGCUGCUAUGACCCACCGCAAGUGGUGUGGCAGGCAGGGCGGUGGCGGGGCCAGAGAGGGCGGGCGGGAGGACGGAGCCAUUGGCGGAGAGCACACACACCGCCCUGCCCUCCUCGCGUGA
Messenger RNA from Closterium sp. NIES-65, 6072 nucleotides. The record is from the annotation of a GenBank genome assembly. Lineage: Eukaryota; Viridiplantae; Streptophyta; Zygnematophyceae; Desmidiales; Closteriaceae.